Molecule: messenger RNA, 1852 nt
Organism: Pieris brassicae (large cabbage white)
Lineage: Eukaryota; Metazoa; Arthropoda; Insecta; Lepidoptera; Pieridae
Gene: Ser-4
Product: 5-hydroxytryptamine receptor-like
Exons: 5
Coding region: 291-1613 (440 amino acids)
Biological process (GO): adenylate cyclase-activating adrenergic receptor signaling pathway
Cellular component (GO): membrane
Molecular function (GO): G protein-coupled receptor activity
Source: RefSeq, a predicted model, not a curated record
CCGCCCUACGUAGAUCGUAAACAAAACAACGCGAUACCAGUAAUGGACCUUGCCCACGGUCACGGCUACAUGACCGCAUUGUGUUAUUUAAAUGUUUAAAAGUGUUGAGGACCACGCGCCGAGGUAAACGGCCCGACGAACGCCCACAGACAGUCCACAGUAGUAAAUAGUGUCGUAACUUCCCAGACUCCCAAUCAGAAUCAUUUCUAUAAUAAAACAUGGUGAGGCGAGCUUUGGAUGUCUUUCAAAAAUAUGACUCUGAAUAUGUUUGGAUGGUUCCGCGGUAAAAUAUGGAGGGCGUGUACCAUGACGACCUACUGCAGUGGGGCGGCUUUAACUACCAUAAUAUCACCUAUAACACAACCGAGUGGGUCCCGUGGAAUGUUUCCGAGACAAAUAGAACCUGGUGGGGGACAUCUGAAAUGUUGGACUCCCCGGCAGCAUUGCUCCGGGCAGCCGUAAUGGCAGUCCUGCUAGGUCUACUUAUACUUGCUACCGUAGUUGGUAAUGUAUUCGUAAUAGCUGCAAUAUUGCUAGAGAGGCAUUUGCGGAGUGCUGCGAAUCAGCUCAUACUGUCUCUGGCUGUCGCUGACUUGCUGGUGGCUUGUCUAGUGAUGCCCUUGGGGGCUGUUUACGAGGUCGCUCAGCGCUGGACGCUGGGACCAGAACUUUGUGAUAUGUGGACCUCAGGAGAUGUUCUGUGCUGUACUGCAUCCAUAUUGCAUCUCGUUGCAAUUGCACUGGACAGGUACUGGGCUGUGACUAAUAUCGACUACAUUCAUGCAAGAACGGUGCGACGAAUCGGUUAUAUGAUUGCGUGUGUCUGGAUUGCCAGCUUCUUGGUAUGCAUCGCGCCUCUUCUAGGGUGGAAAGAUCCCGACUGGAAUAGACGCGUAUCUGAGGAUUUGCGGUGUGUUGUAAGUCAAGAUGUCGGCUACCAAAUAUUUGCAACAAUGUCCUCAUUCUACGUACCAGUGCUCGUAAUAUUAAUUUUGUACUGGCGGAUAUAUCAAACUGCCAGGAAAAGAAUACGACGGCGUCAUGGAGCGACCGCAAGAGGGGGGGUCGGUCCCCCGCCUGUCCCCGCUGGCGGGGCGUUGGUCGCAGCAGGAGGAAGCGGUGGUAUCGCUGCAGCUGUAGUAGCGGUCAUAGGUCGGCCUUUACCUACUAUAUCAGAAACGACUACUACGGGAAUGACCACUGUAUCAUCUAAUAACACAAGUCCGGAGAAACAAUCAUGUGCAAACGGGCUCGAACCAGACCCCCCGACUACGGGGUACAGCGCGGUUGCUGCAGCCUACUAUCCAUCGCUCGUAAGGCGUAAGCCCAAAGAAGCCGCGGAUUCCAAGAGAGAGCGGAAAGCGGCAAAGACAUUAGCAAUAAUCACCGGUGCGUUCGUUGCGUGCUGGCUUCCAUUUUUCGUGUUAGCAAUAUUAGUACCAACGUGUGACUGCGAGGUGAGUCCGGUACUAACUUCUCUGUCGUUGUGGUUAGGUUACUUCAAUUCUACUCUGAACCCAGUGAUAUACACGGUGUUCAGUCCAGAGUUUAGGCACGCAUUUCAGCGGUUACUCUGCGGCCGCAAAUUGCGGCGGCGUCGGGCUCCGCCCUAGCUGUUUUAUGUAGGCAAUAGGCGUUAUCUGUCCCUAGAGCCUUCGCCCCAACCCGACUGACCUCGUUUAACACGAUACAUUGCGUUAUCUUGUUACAUUUUCAGAGAUAUAUUUACACCCCCUUUAUUUUUUGUACGUAAUAAUAUAAAGUACUUAAUACGAGUAGAAAUAAUGUAAUGUUAAGUCCCUUAUUAUUGACGAUUGAAGUCCUCUUUGUAACAUAAUUUAAAUUAUAGUAC